This is a messenger RNA of Scleropages formosus (Asian bonytongue), 2398 nucleotides long. Its product is annotated as OX-2 membrane glycoprotein-like. Lineage: Eukaryota; Metazoa; Chordata; Actinopteri; Osteoglossiformes; Osteoglossidae. The transcript has 8 exons. Gene Ontology annotation, molecular function: cell-cell adhesion mediator activity. The record is from RefSeq and is a predicted model, not a curated record. The coding region runs from base 431 to 1543 and encodes 370 amino acids.
UGAUUACCUGAGUAAAUCGUGGCGCUGCCGUCGGUAAAUCAGUGGUCAGGUCCUAGGCUGUGGGUGUGCAUGAGGAUACCCGGGACUGCGCCUCAGGUCACUUCUGAAUCGCCAACCUGCCUACAGAAUAGUAAUGUGUUUGAUGAAAUAUCGUACUUCAGUCUAUGACGUCACUGUGGAUUUUGGUGGUCAGACCGCCGACGAUCGGUUCGUUUCCAUUUCCAAAUAUGUGUGGUUCUGCUCAGUCCUUGGAGUCUUAUAGCUGACAUGUCCUGGAUCCUAGUCUGAACGUCGCGCUGUGUGUGUGUCAGGGGGGGGGUGUGUACGAGCUGCUCACGCGACGUCACCUCGUAAGAAAGAUGAGGUCUGGGUGAUCCUGGGGCCUUGACAGUGCUGUCUUCACAGUAGGACGUCUAAGACGAACUGUGAGAUGUUAGAGACCACCCUGCCACGAUGCCUGCAGCUCUCUAUAUUCUUAUUCAUGCUAUCCAAGCUUCAAGGAGAGGUCACAGCCCCCAAAAACAUGCAGGCCCUGGUGGGCCUCCCAUUCACACUAGGCUGCAACGUGACACUGAAUGAAGGGGACACAUUAAAGCAGGUGCAGUGGAUAGACAACCAUGAAAAGAUCCUGCUCACAUACCAGCCUGGUAAAGCAGUCAGCUUUGAGGACAGCAAGCGUGUAUACCAGACCAUCUCCGAUACCAGCAACACUGCCAUCACCCUCAGGAAGGUGGGCCGGGAGGAUGAAGGCUGCUUCAAAUGUGUAUUUGACAUUUAUCCUAGUGGAUCGCAGAAGGGCCAGACUUGUCUCACAGUGACUGCUGAUGUCAUCUUGGAGGGGAACAAGACAGCAGUGAGUGGGAAGCUGGUGACCUUGUCCUGUAGGUAUGACCUCCCCAUGAACGUCACACAAGUCCUCUGGACGAAGACCGCAGAGCAGGGUGACACCAGGAGCGUGGCCUUUGUCAACAAACACGGUGAUCUCCAAGUCCUUGAUCCUCUCGUGGGCCGUGGGACCCUGAGCCGUGGAAUGGGCGAGACACACCUCUCCAUCAAACCUGUGAGGACAGAGGAUGAGGGUUGCUACACCUGCGAGUUCCAUACCUUCCCUGAGGGCACCAAGAGUGCUACGGCCUGUCUCAUCGUCUACGUUCUGCCCCAGCCCCAGUUGAAUUACAGGACCCAGUCUUCAGAUGUGAUCGAGGCCAACUGCACGGCAGUGGCUCGCCCAGCUCCCGUGAUCCUUUGGAACGUGGACGGGGACAACCGGACACUGGGCCCUGCUGUGUCCUCAGAAUUCGAGCUAAGUGAUGGGACCUCACUGGUCAUCAGCACCCUGCUGUUCCAAGCCAGCCUGCUCGAGGAGCAGUCCGUCAUGUGCAUUGUGUACCACCAUGGCCUGGACUCACCCAUUUCAAUCUCCAUUAACAGCAAGAUUGGAAAAGCCCUCACCAUUCUCAUCUCAGUGACCACCAUGGCUGUGCUCCUCAUCCUGUGUCUCUGCAUCUGCCUCUGGAAGUGCUUCCUGCGCAAGGACUAUUAACUUUUAGACAGAAAACCCAGGAGGACUAUGAAAGUGAAGUGUCACUUCCCAGCUAUGAUGUGGACUUCAUGCCGGACAUCUCUGAAGUACGUUUUUGCUCACACAUGCAAACAGCUUGAAUACUUGAUCAGAUGCUUUGGCAUUAGAGUUGAGAGGACUUGGCAAAGGCUGUAGUCUGAUGCUUGAAAGCAUGGAGGAAUACAUUUUUAGCAUCCUGCCAGAAGUGUGACUAAUGUCAGGUAACAUCAACAUGACACUGGGGUAGUCAGAAGGGGUCACUCACUGUGUGUGGGUGGGCAGUGGUGUGACGCCAGCAGAGUUUCGUGUGCACUGCUUACAAAGUACCCAUUUAGCCGUGACCUCUCGCACCCAUUUCCCUUGAGAAAGGUGCAGCUGAUCGUGUGUAGAUUGUGGCAAAUAGAUAUUACAGCUUCAAGUUCCUGUGUUGCCACAUGUUUAUCUUGUUUUGAGUAAUGCACGUCUGGCAUCGGAUGUCACUAAAAAGAUGAAAAUUAUCACUAUGUUUGAAGCAUGACUUUGGAACUUGUAAUAUUUAUUUGUUCAUAUACAAACUGUUACAUCAAGAGAAUUAUGAUAGCUGGCAGUGUCACAUUGGUUAAGAAUCAGUUGAUGGUGUUUUGCAAUGUGACUUUGCUGGAACUGAAAUACCGUAAUAUGAAUAAAGCUGUCUAGGUCAGUCCCCCAGAUGUACUAUUUAUCUGCUUUUCAGUUUACUUCAUUUCUACAGUUUGUUGCUAUAUUUGAAUGAUUUUACAUUUAUUCAGCAGUCACUUUUCUCCACAGUGACUUCUAAUGAACUCUAUGUAGUGUUAUCAGCCCACAUACCUUAUUCAC